AGACGCUGUUCCCGUCGGAGCGUCAUGGUGUCGGACCUCUUCCACUUUGUUUACUUUUGUUCAAACAGCCCGAGUGUUAAAAUGACUCAGGUGUGUUUCUUUAUGUUUUGAUGGUUGUUACCUGAUUCUUAAAUCCCCGGAUGUUAGUGUUUUAUAGUUCUGAUUGUUUCGCGCCUUAAAGCGGAACCAAUAUGUCCUUGGAGCAGCAGAGGUUCCCCCCGCCCUCCUCCUCGGUCCCUCCCGGGGAGCAGGAGGCUCUCCCGGGCGUGUCCUCUCGGGUCAGCCCGCCGCCGGAGAUGGAGACCCUGAGGUUGUUCGUUAACGAGAGGCUCACGGCGGCGGUGGAGGACAUCCUGGAGGUGAUCGGGAACACGGUGUGUCGGUACCGGGAGCAGAUCGAGGUCCAGAGGCGGCAGCUGGACCUCCUGCAGUCCGAGGAGAGCAGCUGGAAGCCGGGGGCAGACCCUCCGCCGGUGUCCUCCUGGAUCAAACGCUGCCCCGAUGAGCCGAUCCUGACUGACAGCGUGGACGAGACGGACGCCUCAGCUGCUCAGGUUAAAACAGAGGACGGAGGGGAGGACUGUGGAUCACUGGAACCGAACGGGGACUUUGAUCCAGCCGGUGGUUCGGAGGGAGCGAGUGAAAGCCGACUCUUCGCCGACUGCUCUGACACUGAAGACAGCGGAGACUACUGGAGAGAGUCGGCAGGAUUCUGGAGACCGGAGGACGAGAAGAAAGAAGCAUCAGAGGGACAAAGUUCAUCUCAGGGCGUCAGGAUGACGAGCUCCUCCGACUUCUCUCUGGAGCCCGAAGCGUCCCGUCAGCCUGCGCCCGUGUUCGGCUGUAAAGUCUGCGGAGAGUCCUACCAGAGGAUCAGUCACCUCCUCACUCACGCCUCGGCACACCUGAGAGACUGCGGCCUGUGCGGCAAACACCUGGAGGAGACGGAGAACCUGAAGGACCACCUCAGAGGUCACAGAGAGACGUCGUUCUGCUGCAGGGUCUGCGGUCAGAGCUUCACCCUGCGGGGGAACCUGAGGAUCCACAUGAUGAUCCACUCCGGCGAGCGCCCGUACGCCUGCACCGUCUGCGGGAAGAGCUUCGGCAGGAGGGCGACGCUGGUGCGACACGUCCGCAGCCACACGGGCGAAAAGCCGUUCAUCUGCACGUACUGCGGACACGGCUUCGUGGAAAAGGGGAACCUGACCGUUCACCUGAGGACGCACACCGGGGAGAGGCCGUACUGGUGCUCCAACUGUGACAGGCGCUUCAGCCAGCUGUCCAGCUUCAACAAACACCCCUGUCACAGGAGAGGCCUGACCUCAGACGGCUGCGGCACGUGACCCGGAUCAGAUUUUUAUUCUACCUUUUUAAAAAAAAGCUUGUUUUCAGAAAUACAAAUCACAACCAAAGCUGUCUCUGAAACCCGUCAACGAAAACAAGUCCAGACUUUAUUAAAUCCACAUGACAGACACUGACUACUGGCAGCACCUCUAUGUGUUAAUCCCACUUCAGAGAGGGUGACCUUUAAACCCCGGUGACAGACGUUCAUCCCACCAUCAAUAAACUCUUACAUUUCAUGGUGUUUGAUUUUCUCUGCCGGUGACUCUGAAAUGUUGAAACAAUAAAAAACAACUCCUGGAUUAAUUCCUGUGAUCUGUCCAACCUCGCUGGGUAAAAAGAUUUCCCCUGAUGGGUCAAAGGUUUAUGGUUUGGUUCAGUUUAAGCAGUUUCUUCUGUUCAAGCAUUUAUCUUAAAAUCAGAGUCAUGAAUACUGAUGCUUUAAGAAGGUAAAUAAAGACACACCUCCUUCAUAUCUUCAGGUUUCUCUCUCAGGA
Molecule: messenger RNA, 1838 nt
Organism: Notolabrus celidotus (New Zealand spotty)
Lineage: Eukaryota; Metazoa; Chordata; Actinopteri; Labriformes; Labridae
Product: zinc finger and SCAN domain-containing protein 2-like
Exons: 2
Coding region: 192-1343 (383 amino acids)
Biological process (GO): regulation of transcription by RNA polymerase II
Molecular function (GO): DNA-binding transcription factor activity; RNA polymerase II cis-regulatory region sequence-specific DNA binding
Source: RefSeq, a predicted model, not a curated record